GCCAUAACGUUGGAAUUUGAGAAAGUACAUGUUUGUUAUACGUGAUCAUACGAUUAAUUUGUGAUUAAUAUAUUGUUAUAAAAGUGCGUUAUAUGUGUAAAUAAACAUGAGUGAGUGGUAUAGAAUGAAGAAUGGUUUCAACAACAACCAUAAUUCAUCAGAAAUGUCAGUGGAAACAUCUUGUGAAAUGUCAGAUUCGUUUAAUAUAUUUUCCGAUAAUUUGAGCCCCAUACCGGCUUCAAUAGUGCCUAGAAAGUUGGACUUUAGUAGUUUGGAUGACGAUGAGUGUCUUGGGAAUGUUCCAACAGUCCCCGUGUCUCUCAGUCCUCCAUACAAGAGAGUCAAAGCUCUGAAAUUGUUCGAUAGUCCGCACACACCGAAGACGCUUCUAGAGAAAUGUUCGACCCCAUCUCAUCACCCCCCUAGAUCAAGGCUAUUUCCGCCCAAAGUUAACGCGCCGACUGGCAUGCCGUCUGGCUCGAGUCACCACCUCCAUCCACCGUCAGACGAGGACAGUGCACUCGGUAGCUUACCACCCGACGAGUUUGAUGACACUAGGUCUGCGAAGCGGCCGCUGGCCAACAUCAAUCCUUUCACACCUGAUGGACAAGCACUGAACAAGAAGAAGAGAGCGCUGUCAAAGACACCUUCAACAUCGACAUGGGGUGAGGCGACACCUGAACAACCGGCGAAAAGGCUAAGAGAGUCGAACAUAUCGCGCUACAACGUGGAGUUCGUGGAGCUGGAGGUGAUCGGGCGCGGGCAGUUCGGGCGCGUGGCGCGCUGCGUGAACAAGCUGGACGGCUGCGUGUACGCGCUCAAGCGCUCGCUGCGGCCCGUGGCCGGCUCGGCCGCCGAGCGCGCCGCGCUCACCGAGGUGUACGCGCACGCCGCGCUGGGCAAGCACCCGCACCUCGUGCGAUACUACUCCGCCUGGGCAGAAGACGACCACAUGAUAAUACAGAACGAGUACUGCGAUGGAGGCUCGCUUCAACAGUUGAUGGAAGCAGGGCCUCUGCCGGAGAGUGAACUGUUAUUGCUACUGGCUCAUGUCGCUGAUGGUCUUGCCUACAUCCACUCCCAACACCUAGUACACAUGGACCUGAAACCGGGGAAUAUCUUCAUAUGCCGCGGCGAGGGAGAGGCGCAGCCCGACUCUGAUGAUGGCUACGACGACGAUGAACCCUCACCGGAGCCCCAGCACAAGUAUAAGAUAGGUGACCUAGGCCACGUGACGUGUGUAUCAUCCCCAUCUGUAGAAGAGGGAGACUGCAGGUACCUCCCAAAAGAAGUGUUACAAGAGGAUUUCUCUCAUUUGACCAAGGCUGAUAUAUUUGCUUUUGGUCUAACACUAUUCGAAGCGGCCGGAGGCGGUCCGUUGCCGAAGAACGGUCAAGAGUGGCACGACAUCAGGGAAGGCAAGCUGCCCACUUUACCAAACUUAUCAAGAGAGUUUAAUCAAUUAUUAAAGAAAAUGGUGGACCCGGAUCCGAACCAGCGUCCCUCAGCGAUUCGUCUCCGUAGACACCCGUUACUACACCCCGCUGGCAACAAGAGUAAAGCCCAGCUACGUAGAGAGUUAGCAGCGGCAAAGCUUAAGAACGAGCUUUUAUCUCGCAAGCUACAGGAAGCGGCCAGGUGUAUAAAAUCGUUAACACCGAACUUAGUGAAUCAAGAAUCAGCGAAAUUCCGGACAAGAUCAGCGAAAAGGUUGCAAAAGCCACGAGUCGACUCGAACAUUGAUAUGGAAGGUUACGACACGCCGGCAAGAGUGACGGUGGCGAGUGAUUUCGCGAACCGCACCUACCCUCUCUUCAUAACUGCGAGACAGCAAAAAGGUGUCUUCUCCUGGCAGCUGCCCAUGUUGGUCCAGACGAAGGACACUCUAGAACAGUUCACCAAUAUAUCAAGGACCCUGUGCCCGCACAAUAACAUCUUUUCAGAAGACCAGGAUACUUGUGAAAUAACAAAUCUAAACACACCAAUCGUCCACCUGACCUCAUCAUCACCGGACCCCAUAAAAGUGACCAUAGUGGUCGAAACCGUCCAGGAUUUCUACAUAAAAAUGAAUACAGUCACAAACCUCACGAGCACUCCUAGCCAACCCAAAUACUAUUUCUACCCAUUCGACCAGGGCCCUAACGAAAUCGUGGACUUAAACUCCCAAAGUAUCAAAAAGAAGUUUAUUUGCAAUAAGGAGUUGGAUGUCGAGGAGAGGAUUACUCUUGAUAGAUAUCUGCUGAGAAGUAAUUUAAAAACCGAUUAUGGUUGGCUAUCGAAACCCAAAAGCGUGAUAGUCAUGAUUGAGUCAGACGACGAUAUUUGUGCUGUUGUCUCCAUUCAGAAUUUUUCGUGUCCAGUAUUCGACAACGAGCGAGAUAUUUUGUACGAUGGCUACUACUUGACAAUGACAAGACGAGGUGGCAUAACCUUGACGCAAGAUACGUUUCCAUUGGGCUUCUACAUAGUGUUCAUAGUGAAAACUUCAGACGAGGACUGUACCGGCGCGGUCGCGUCUAACCAAACACUACCGAAAAUGGCUCAGUACUUCGGCUGGGAAGACAGUAUUAGCGUUGACACCAACGACGGAAGGGUUAAGAGGUUUAGCUUCAAGAUAAUCCAAACAAUAUCGUACCAAGAGUAUUUCAUAGCGGCGGGGGCAGCGCUUGGAUUCUUUUUAUCUUUUUACGUGGCCUUCGUAAUUGCUGUACUCUGCCAGAGGCCGAGAUGCGUCAGAAAUAGUAAUGAGGAGCAGUUAAUAGCCCCCAGCGUGCCUCACGAUGAAAACACAACCGCUGUCCGACGGCGUCGCGUGCUCAACGAUGCCAGCAGUUCCACUCACACAGUCACCGACCAUGGGGAUGGCAGUUCCUUAUCAGAUACUGAGUCGGAUUUGUCGACUAUCGACAGCGCUAGACUCUGCGUCGCUAACUUGUCGAGGUGUCGCCCCCGGGUUUUGUCCGCUCGCUCCAAGAUGUAUCUCUGGAAUGUUCUAACGGUAGCGGUUUUCUACACUUUACCGGUAAUACAACUGGUUGUUACAUAUCAAAGGUUGCUCAACCAGUCGGGCAACCAGGACCUGUGCUACUUCAACUUCCUAUGCGCCCACCCACUGCUGGCGCUGUCCGACUUCAACCACGUGUACUCCAACCUGGGCUACGUGUUGCUGGGCGCGCUGUUCGUGGCGCAGGUGUGGCGCCGACAGCGAGCUCACGAGAGAAAGACCCAGAGACAGAGGGAGCUGGGUAUCCCCCAACAUUUCGGUCUUCUGUACGCGAUGGGCAUCGCGCUGGUCAGUGAGGGUCUACUCUCCGCCGCUUACCACGUCUGCCCCAACAGUAUGAACUUCCAAUUCGACACGUCGUUCAUGUACGUGACGUCAGUGCUGUGCAUGGUGCGCCUGUACCAGGCCCGCCACGCCGACGUGAACGCGCGCGCGCACGCCACCUUCGGGGUGCUGGCGCUCAUCAUCUUCAUCGGUCUGGUUGGGGUUCUAAACGCCAACUUCUACUUUUGGGUCGCGUUCACCGCACUGCACCUCGUGACCUGCCUGGUGAUGACCUUCCAGAUAUACUACCUCGGCAGGUUCAGACUCGAUGGAGGAGUCCCCGCUCGGGCGCUCCGGGCGCUGUGUUCCCGGCCCCUGGCUGCCGUGACCCCGGCUCGAGCUGGUCGUGGAGUCCUGCUGCUGCUGGCCAACCUGGCCAACUGGGCUGUCGCCGGAUACGGGCUAUCCCAGCACAGUCGUGACUUCGCGUCCCACUUACUUCUGGUGCUGAUGAGCAACCUGUUCCUCUACACGCUGUUCUACAUCGCCAUGAAACUCCUGCACCGGGAGACCAUCGCCUGGUACAGCUGGAUCUUCAUAAUCCUCACAUACGGGGUCUGGUUCAGUUCCAGCUAUUUUUACCUGGACCUCAGCACCAAUUGGGCGCUAACGCCAGCCCAGUCGAGACAGAACAACCGAGUAUGCUCCCUACUACAGCUCUACGACUCACACGACGCGUGGCAUUUUAUGUCAGCGACGGCCAUGUUCUUCUCGUUCAACAUGUAUCUCACCAUCGAUGACAACCUCAGUAAUGUACCGAGGACUGAUAUUAUGGUGUUUUAAUGGGGUUUAUUUGGCUAUAGGAUUGAUAGGGAUGGAUAAAUUCGUAAGUGAAUGAAAAUAUGGUAGGUUAUAGGAACGAUGGUGCUC
This is a messenger RNA of Melitaea cinxia (Glanville fritillary), 4198 nucleotides long. RefSeq names its product SID1 transmembrane family member 1 (gene Wee1). NCBI's taxonomy places the organism in Eukaryota, Metazoa, Arthropoda, Insecta, Lepidoptera, Nymphalidae. The coding region runs from base 107 to 4111 and encodes 1334 amino acids. Gene Ontology annotation, cellular component: membrane. Gene Ontology annotation, biological process: protein phosphorylation. The record is from RefSeq and is a predicted model, not a curated record. Gene Ontology annotation, molecular function: ATP binding; protein kinase activity. The transcript has 27 exons.